GAGAGUCGAGUCAAGUCAAGGACGCGGUUCCAUCUUUUUCUUCCGUUUCGCAACUUGCCAAUCGCCCUUCAAUGAGUUAAGUAGAACACCCACGCUCGAGAUAGGAAGAUUUAGGUGUCCGAAUGGCCACUUCGGAGGAACAAUUCGAGUAUGACGUGUUCCUGAGCUAUAAUCGAAGCGAACGUGACGCCGGCAGCUUCUUCCCGCAGCAUCUGCACGACGUCUUGAAUCAGAACGGCAUCAAAUCCUACAAAUACAGCGAAGAUCUCGAGCAGGGUGAGGAAAUAGCCCCCGCGGUUGUUGAGGCCAUCAAAGCUUCCCGAAUUUUCGUCGUCAUCUUGUCGAGACGCUACGCUUCUUCGGCAUCGUGUUUGAGCGAGUUGGUCAAAAUCCUAGAGCAGGACAACCUGAUCGGGAAAAGGGUGAUGCCUUUGUUUUACGGAGUGGAGCCGGCCUGCGUCCGGAGACAGAGAGAGAGCUACCAUGAAGCAAUGGCGGAGCACGAGAGCCGGUACGGGAGUGGCUCGGAUAAGGUGAGGCGAUGGAGAGAAGCUCUUGGGGAAGUCGGAGAACUGCGGGGGUGGAUUCUCCCCCUCAAUCAAGGCGAAGCAGAGUCUAUUCAACGAGUUGCCGAGGAUAUCGGAAUAACGCUCCAGCAACUGAACGCCCCGACCGCCCUGGAAGCGAGUCCUACGAGCCCAAAAUGGGCCGGAGUCAUCUGGAAAUUGACGGUGGGUGCACCGUUGAUUUUCGCCCUACCCCUUCUAAUGGUAGCGAGCGGGGGUGUUCGCGAAUUGCCCAUCGGUGUGGUGAUUUUUGCUGUCUCUUUUUGUGCUUUCGUGUACCUCGUAUUUGCCACGAUAAUUCUUCACAGUAGCAAAGGACAGAACACUGCCUAA
Rhodamnia argentea is the source of this 899-nucleotide messenger RNA. Its product is annotated as TMV resistance protein N-like. Gene Ontology annotation, biological process: signal transduction. Bases 123 to 899 code for a protein of 258 amino acids. NCBI's taxonomy places the organism in Eukaryota, Viridiplantae, Streptophyta, Magnoliopsida, Myrtales, Myrtaceae. The record is from RefSeq and is a predicted model, not a curated record. The transcript is spliced from 2 exons.